Messenger RNA from Papaver somniferum (opium poppy), 2053 nucleotides. Its product is annotated as 7-deoxyloganetic acid glucosyltransferase-like. The transcript has 2 exons. The coding region runs from base 219 to 1697 and encodes 492 amino acids. Gene Ontology annotation, molecular function: UDP-glycosyltransferase activity. The record is from RefSeq and is a predicted model, not a curated record. NCBI's taxonomy places the organism in Eukaryota, Viridiplantae, Streptophyta, Magnoliopsida, Ranunculales, Papaveraceae.
UACACCAUCUAUCUAAAAAAAUUAAAUCCCAAAACCACUGCACAAUCAAGAAUUUGAGUACAGAAGAAAUGAAACACCAGAAGUAGUCCAAAACAGAAAUCCACAACUGUAGAAUCGAAGGGCACCACAUAGAAAUCUCAAAGGAAGACCCAAUUCUCAGAACACCAUUUCAAUCAAACCCAAAUUUCAAAAUUCAGUGUCAACCAAAAUCAAGAAUCAUGGCUGAAAGUAAAUCAUUGACACCUCCUCAUGUGCUCAUCUUCCCGUUUCCUAUACAAGGCCAUAUCAAUUCUAUGCUUAAGUUAGCCGAAAUUCUCUGCAUCUCCGGAAUCAACGUGACCUUUGUCAACACCCAGCAGAAUCACUCGCGUCUACUUACUCUUGGCAAUGUUCAAUCCCGUUUCAGCCGAUUUCCGGGGUUCGGUUUUGAAACAGUGCCGGACGGUCUUUCUGACGAUCAACAUCACUCUUCUGGAUUCACUAGUCAUCAAGACUUUGUUAAGGAUGGGAUUCAUCGGAUGCACAACGUUACCAGGCCGGCUUUUCGAGAAUUACUCAUUUCAGAUCGAUUUAAGCUUGACGCACGGGGGCAAGUUUCUUGUAUCAUAACUGAUGGUAUGUCAGGUUUUGCAAUUGAUGUUGCUCAGGAGCUGGAAAUUCCAUCCAUUUCAUUCCGUACCGUCAGUGCCUGUUGUAUCUGGGUUUAUCUGUGCUUCCCAAAACUUGUAGAAAAUGGUGACAUGCCAUUCAAAGUCGAAGAUAUGGAUCGGUUGGUGAGGAGUGUCCCAGAGAUGGGAAGCUUUCUCCGGUGUAGAGAUUUACCAAGUUUCUUUAGACCUACAGAAGCCAACCAUCCUGGUCUAGAUUUUAUCAAUAGAGAAACAUCCCAUUCAAUGAGAGCUACAGCUCACAUGGUUAACACAUUCGACGAUAUCGAAGCUCCAAUUCUAGCGCAAAUGAGAUCUUACUGGCCAAAUCUAUACGCAAUUGGUCCUCUUAAUGCACUGUUGAAUGCCAUGAGAAGUAGCACUACUACUAAAGUUUCUUCUUCAUUACCUGUAUCCUCAAAUGCUAGUUUGUACGCGGAAGACAGAAGUUGCAUGACUUGGCUCGAUAAACAGCCAGAGAAAUCAGUGGUUUAUGUUAGCUUCGGUAGCAUUGCGAUGGUGACCCCGGAGCAAUGGGUGGAGAUAUGGUAUGGACUAGUCAAUAGCAGUCAUAGAUUUCUGUGGGUUAGACGUCCUGAUUGGAUUCUUGCCAAAGAUGGCCAGGAAAGUCAGAUACAGGCGGAGCUGGUUGAGGCAACGAAAGAGAGAGGUUACAUGGUGAAUUGGGCACCGCAAGAGGAGGUACUGAAUCAUCCAGCUGUUGGUGGGUUUUUCACUCACAGCGGGUGGAAUUCGACUCUGGAAAGCAUGGUUGCUGGUGUACCCAUGGUUUGCUGGCCACAUUUGGGGGAUCAACAGGUAAACAGUAGGUAUGUCAGCGAGGUGUGGAAAAUUGGAAUGGACAUGAAAGAUGAUUGUAACAGACUAACAGUGGAGAAGCUAAUUAGGGAAAUGAUGGGUGCUAAGAGAGAAGAGUUAAUGAAAUCAGCGGUGAAGGUCGCGGAGAUGGCACGUAAGAGUGUUAGUCAUGAUGGGUCAUCUUAUCGCAACUAUGAAGCUUUGCUUGAAUUCAUAAGGAAGUCGCGUUAAAACUUACGGUGAAUGAUCUGUUAUGCAAGAUCAAUUGCUGGCGUCCAAUAAACAGUCUCAAUAUUAUAAGCUAGCUUAGUUGAUAGUUUCUGGUCAUGGUGCAUUACUGCGCUUGUUCUCCAGUUUAUUCAGUUUGAGUUAGUGUGGCUGGAGAGUUUUUCCCCUUUAACACCAGGGUGCAUUAGGCUGUGCCUCCUCUGUUCUAGGGGUUGCUUACAAACUUAUGUUAUUCUGUUUAGAAGGAGAAAGGAACUCCAUUUCAAGGAGUUAUAGUCUAGAUAGCUCUAGAGAAUUAUAAAGUCGGUGUUUGUAAUCUCUUUUCUGGUGACUGAAAUGAACUCAUCUGAUUUAUCUCU